AUGGAUCCGGCUGUUACAAAUAUGGUAUCCAGAGCCUCAAGAGCAUCAUCCAUGGAGGAUUCUCCCGAUAGCUCAGACGAUUCAUCAUCUUCCACGCAUCUCUCUCUUCAUUCCAACAAACUAUCAAACACCUACAGUGCCUCAACCCGUUACCUAAACCUCACGAACCCUAACAAUCCUUUUCGCCUAGACAAUGGCGACAACCCAACCGUGAUUUUAGUCACGGAUUUCCUCACCAAUGAUAACUACAUUACCUGGUCACGUGCGAUGAGGAGGGCUAUCCGCGCGAAGAACAAGUUGGGAUUUAUUUCCGGCUCACUUUCUCAACCCACUGACCCAAAUGAUCCUCUUCUUGAUCUAUGGAACUGCUGCAACGACAUGGUAGUCUCUUGGCUACAAAAUUCCAUUUGUCCCUCCAUCAGAUCCAGCAUCGCUUUUGUUGAUGAUGCUCGUGAGAUCUGGAUUGAUCUUGAGGAUCGGCUUGCUCAUCAGAAUGGCCCGCGAAUCUACUAG
This is a messenger RNA of Juglans regia (Persian walnut), 513 nucleotides long. RefSeq lists its product as uncharacterized. The transcript has a single exon. Lineage: Eukaryota; Viridiplantae; Streptophyta; Magnoliopsida; Fagales; Juglandaceae. The record is from RefSeq and is a predicted model, not a curated record. Bases 1 to 513 code for a protein of 170 amino acids.